Molecule: messenger RNA, 2417 nt
Organism: Hemibagrus wyckioides
Lineage: Eukaryota; Metazoa; Chordata; Actinopteri; Siluriformes; Bagridae
Gene: esrrd
Product: estrogen-related receptor delta
Exons: 7
Coding region: 341-1648 (435 amino acids)
Biological process (GO): regulation of DNA-templated transcription
Cellular component (GO): nucleus
Molecular function (GO): steroid binding; sequence-specific DNA binding; DNA-binding transcription factor activity
Source: RefSeq, a predicted model, not a curated record
CUGUCUAUCUAUCUAUCUAUCUAUCUAUCUAUCUAUCUAUCUAUCUAUCUAUCUAUGUGUGUGUGUGUGUGUGUGUGUGUGUGUCCAGUGUGUUGAUAUGUCAGGCAGAAGAACCCAUCAGCAGGGUUUGACCCACCUGUAUCUGGAUUAGUGUGUUAAACUCCUCCCUCUCUACUCAGUAGUUAAAUAGGCCUGAAGCUUCAGUGUCAGCACUGCUCUCUCUACAUCUUUCUAUUUCUGUUUCUCUCUGUACUUCUAAUUUUUUUUAUUUUACAUUAUCCUCCACCUCUCAUUUUGUGAAUCCUGGUCUAAUUUUGUAUAUCCUGACUGAAUUUACAAGAUGGAGUUGCAGGACUUUUGUUUAAGCAACAACUUCCAGUUUCUUCAUCAACAGAACAGUCUCUUGGAACCCUCAUCCUCUGAUGACCCGCCUUCUCCACAAGAGCCAAGCAUUAAAUCAGAAUCCCCAAAUUUAACACCGUUCAGCCUGAGCUGCACAUCAGACAGCAGUGGUUAUAGUGUCUUUUCCCAAUCUCUCGAUGCUGCACACUUCACUGCUAAACACAAUGAAGAGCUACAACUACAGUCUCAGACAGGCUCCAUCCUAAACCGAGACUAUGUCCCUUCAUUUAGCCAUGGGCCCAAGCGUCUAUGUCUGGUGUGUGGAGACUUUGCAUCCGGAUACCAUUAUGGUGUGGCAUCCUGCGAAGCCUGCAAGGCCUUUUUUAAGAGAACCAUUCAAGGGAACAUUGAGUACAGCUGUCCGGUGGUGAACGAGUGUGAGAUAACAAAGAGACGGAGGAAAUCAUGUCAGGCCUGUCGCUUUCAGAAAUGCCUGAGGGCAGGAAUGAUGCGUGAAGGUGUACGUAUGGAUCGUGUAAGAGGAGGCAGGCAAAAGUAUAAACGACGAGCAGAUUCAGGCCUGUCUGUCUUCAUACAACCUCCGUACACACAUCCGGUUAAAAGCAUCCGUAAUAAGGUGAUUUCUCAGUUGUUGGCCUCUGAACCAGCUCCACUAAGAGCCUCUCCUGACCCAGUGACCCCAGACAGUGACCUCAAAACCUUGAUGACCUUAUGUGACCUUUUAAACAGAGAACUGCUGGUCAUGAUCAACUGGGCAAAACACAUACCAGGGUUCUCGACGCUCUCGUUGACGGAUCAGAUGGCGCUGCUGCACAGUGGGUGGAUGGAAGCUCUGCUGCUCUGUGUGGUGUGGCGUUCACUGGCGUCAAGUCAAGAACUGCAAUUUGCUGAAAAUCUUCAUCUGAACGAGCCUCAGUGCAAAAAUGCUGGCCUUCUGGAACUUUACACACCACUGAGACUCCUCAUCGAUAAAUACCAACAACUCAACAUCAGCCAUGAGGAGGCUGUAACACUCCGAGCCAUGGCACUCGCCAACUCAGAUGCAGAGCACGUGGAGAGUGGUGACAGUGUGCUGCGUUUUCAGGACGGUCUUCAUGAGGCGCUGCAGGACUAUGAGGUGAAUGAGCGUGUAGCUGAGCCGCACCGUGCAGGCAGACUGCUGAUGACGCUGCCACUGCUCAGACAGAGCGCACACAGAGCCGUGCAGUGUUUUCGGCGCCUGCACGUGCAACACCAUGUGCCCAUGCACAAGCUUUUUCUGGAGAUGCUGGACACCAAGAUUUAGAAAGAUAGAACAUGAUAGAUAAGCUAAAAGUUGGUUGACAGUGUUGGUGUAUUUUAGGAUUUUAGGAUUUUGGUCAUGCUGAGCUCUGGAGGGGAAGAGAGAGAUAAUGCUGGUACUUAAUAUAAAAAUAAUAGUAACAAAUGAAAGCACUGCAUGGAAAGGAGACAUGUGUCAGGGUUUCAAGAUUUCCUUGUAUCACUACAUCAUGAAUUUACUUCGUAUUAGGCUUUCUCAUCAACUUUUAACAGUGUUUAGGCCAUGAAGGACCAGCAAUAAUUUUUUUAAAAAUAUUUCCCUGCGCUCAGUAAUAUGCACCAUAAUAUUUGAUACACUAUUUCUCAGUUUUAUACAUUUAUAUUUUUAUUGCAAAUGAAAUGAAACAGAAAAAGAAAAAAACAUUGGAAAUCUUGAAAAGGUCAAGUCAUGUAAACUCGAAAAUUGAAUAAUGUGUGAAUUAUUCAAUUAUUAUUAUUAUUAUUAUUAUUAUUAUUAUUAUUAUUAUUAUUAUUAUUAUUAUUGAAUUAUCCAAUUAUUACUCAAUUAUUCAUGUGAAGGGCUACAACUCAUUCCCAUUCCCAUUGCAUUUUACUAACAUGAAGGACUUUUCCUAAGUUUUUAUAUAUCACUUCAUCAAAAACAGGUUUUAGAAUUAGAUCAAUUCUAAAGAUAAUUUAUUUUUCCAUUAAACCUGUUAAAAAUAAUGUUAGGUUUAUUAUUUUGUUUCUAAAUGACAUAAAGCCAUGGCACUGUCAUUUACUGUAAAUUACCA